Vicia villosa (hairy vetch) is the source of this 807-nucleotide messenger RNA. RefSeq names its product protein FAR1-RELATED SEQUENCE 5-like. The coding region runs from base 1 to 807 and encodes 268 amino acids. NCBI's taxonomy places the organism in Eukaryota, Viridiplantae, Streptophyta, Magnoliopsida, Fabales, Fabaceae. The record is from RefSeq and is a predicted model, not a curated record. The transcript has a single exon.
AUGAAAAACACCGACCAUUAUGAUUCGUACGACUAUCGAUGCCGUGACAGUGGUACAUCUGAUUCUGAAUCCGACAAUGGUCGGGAUGACAGUAAUUCGGUGUCCAGUGCGUACCAAGGUUCAAGUGAUGGUGAUGGCGAUGGCGAUGGUGAUAGUCACGGUGAAAAAUUUGUUGAAUUUGAUGCAGUUGUAGGUGAUAGAACAGUGAAAAUUAAUGCCCUUACUGCUGAUGAAAUUCGUGCUAUGGAAUUCGGUACAGUUGAUGAAGCUAAUGUGUUUUAUUUCAAGUAUGCUAAAUGUAAAGGGUUUGCCAUUAGGAAAAGUGAUGUUAGGACAAGAUCGACUGAGGGUGGACAAACAAUUAUAAUGAGGCAGUUUGUAUGCAAUAAACACGGUCUAAGAGAUACAAAACACUUAAGGAGGCUUGAUAGAAAAAGAGAACACAGACCUACGACCCGCACUAAUUGUCCCGCUAGGCUUCGUGUGCAUUACAACCCCCAGAAGGAUAGUUAUGUAGUGACAUGUUUUGAAGAGGCUCACAACCAUGAAUUAACACCAUCUAGGUUUGUCCACUUACACCCCAUUUAUCGUGAGAUUACUGCAGCAGAUAGAGCUCAAAUUGACGGUCUACAGUCAAAUGGAAUUAGAACUUGUCAUAUAAUGGGGUACAUGGUUGCUCAGAAGGGUGGACACGAUCGUGUUGGGUUUACAAAGAAGGAUAUGUACAAUUAUUUUGAUAGUAAAAUGCGUGCUAAUAUUAAAGAUGGUGACGUUGCCGCUGCUAUAAAUUAUCUAACUGUGAAGUAA